Molecule: messenger RNA, 1353 nt
Organism: Quercus lobata
Lineage: Eukaryota; Viridiplantae; Streptophyta; Magnoliopsida; Fagales; Fagaceae
Exons: 9
Coding region: 97-1065 (322 amino acids)
Source: RefSeq, a predicted model, not a curated record
GGAAGCCUUUGAUAGGCAACAAUAAUCUAUAAAAGGGAAGUUAAAUCAAGGCCUGUGCAAUGUAUGAGUUGACAAGGUAAGAAUACUACUAUUAAAAUGGCUGAACAGAGUAAAGUUCUUAACACCCCUGCGGCAGAGAAACAAACCAAAAGAGAGUUGUUUGAUGCGCUAUGGCAGGAACUUGAAGCUCCAGUGCUGGAGAAAGCUUCUAAAUCUGUUUGGGAGCUAAUUUUGGACACUAAUGGUCUGGGGAAGGAAAUUAGUGAGAUGGUUGAAAAGGAGAUUCUUCAGAAGGUGUCUGGACCACCAAGAAGUUCUGGGCAAGGAAUGCAGAAAGUAGCAAGUUUAGGGAGCAAGGCUAAUGGAAAUAGUGUUCAUCCAGUACCAAAUAAUAUUCAAAGGUCAGGAGUGUCUGCCGUUCAAGGUCACACCAAGGACAAUGUUGAACAGUUUUCUGGGAGGGCAUCUGUAUCUGUGGAGGAAAGAGAUAACAAAAGUGUGAAUUCUGUUAGUAGAAUAGAAGAACAAGAAGUUGAUGGCUCUCGUCUAGUUGCUAUUCAGAGUUCUAAAGUGAAUAGCAUUAAGAAAAAUCACAGAAUAGGAAAGCAAGAGCUGAUGAAGUCAGUGCAAGAGCUUGCUUCUCAAGCAGCUUCUCGAGCCAAGGCUGAAGCUGCAAAAAACAUCACACCACCAAAGUCGGCUUAUCAAUUUGAGGCUUCUUGGAAGGGACUCUCUGAUGACCGUGCUUUACAGGCUCGUUUAUUGAAGGCUGUAUCUCCAACUGCAUUGCCACAGAUAUUCAAAAAUGCAUUGUCUGCUUCCCUACUAGUUGACAUUAUUAAAUGUGUCGCCACCUUUUUCACUGAAGAAAUGGAUCUGGCUAUCAGAUACAUAGAAAAUUUAACUAAUGUCUCAAGAUUUGACUUGCUCAUCAUGUGCCUUUCAUCUACAGAUAGAGAUGAUCUCCACAAGAUUUGGGAUGAAGUAUUUUGUAGCGAGGCAACGCCAAUUGAGUAUGCAGAGAUGCUUGAUAAACUUCGUUCAAGAUACUGCCUCAACCGGUGACAGGCGUGUUCUAAAAGAGAUCUUAGGGAUGGUCUUUGUGCUAUCACAUUUUCAUUUUUUGUCCUCAGCCAUCAUAAUCCUAAAUCACUUAACUUAAAUGUUGAAAUGCUCCACCACUAUUUGGCCUACUUUGUGGACCUUCAUAAAAACAAUCCAUGAAGGUCUGAAAUAUGUUCUUUUUCAUCUGGUUUGUUUACAUGAUCCCUUCAGGUCACGGCUAUGAUCCUUUGUUCCGAGUUUGUGCAUUUGUACAUAGGUAAUUGAUUUUGAUGACAUAUUAAGCCUUGA